UUACGAGUAAAAUAAAUUGAUAAACAUGUCAAGAAUAAGUUUCGAUGGGACUGGAUGGAAAGGGAAAUCACUGAUACUGUUGGGAAGAAGAAAGUUACGACUUUGUUCGGAAAAUCGAUCGUCCCGGAAAUGUUUUGUGCACGUGGUGUCAUGGUAAUAUUGACUAUGGAUCACGAGGUUUCAAGGCUUUGGAAGUACAUGCGAAACGCCAAAAACAUGAAACAACUUGAAGCAAAGAAAACGAACUUUUCACUAGCUGGUACUUUUGGAUGUCAACCGAAAGUGAGCAAACCUUACGGACUUCAUCCUUUGUUUACAUCGACAACUGCCGUAGACAUCGAGAGGAAAGAUCCACCCACUUCAGUUGCAGACAGGGUUGUUAAUAAUGAGGGUGGAAUGACGAUUAUGAAGACACGAGGGUCAACCAUGUCGCCAAAUGUUUGGAAAUACGGCCUGGCCGUCCUAGCGCUGUUGGGCCUCGUCUUCCUGCUGCGCAACAUCAGCAUUUUGGAGAACUGGAACUGUAACACGGUAUCAGCGCUGUCGCAGCUCCAGAACCGCAUCCAAUCCUCCUUGUCUGGACCCGUCCCGGUCUACCACCACAAUCACUCCUUCUGUGCACAUCUGGGCCAGAAACCCUCGCUGGAAGAAGAGCUGGAGGAGCGCUACUUGUUGAGUUCCAUCGCCUGGCCCGGGCCACCCUCUGGCUCGGGACCCGUCGCCCUUCUGCAGACCAGCGACCCGGUCCACAGCCUCUUCUCCAUCCUCCCCCCUGAGAACGAGGGGCGGCGGUACGUUGGCGAGCAGCUCGAGAUCAUCGUCCAGAUGUACGACUUUAAGGGCCGAGCUAAAAGCUACGGUGGCGAUUUUCUUCUGGCUCGACUGCACUCGCCGGAGUGCAGGGCGGGCGUGGCCGGGGUGGUGCUGGAUCACGAGAACGGAUUCUACUCCGUUCGAUUCCCGCUGCUGUGGGAAGGCUCGGCUCAGGUGGAGGUCACCAUGGUGCACCCGAGCGAGGCGGUCGCCGUGCUGCGGCGGCUGAGGGAGGAGCGACCCGACAGAGUGUACUUUAACAGCCUCUACCGCCUAGGCCUUCGGUUUGAGACCACCGUAUGUAACGUGUGCCUGUCGCCCAACUGGGGACCGCUGUGCGACUACACAGACCCUCGCACUGGCGAGCCGUGGUACUGCUACAAACCUAAGACGCUCGGCUGCCAUGCCAGGAUCAACCACGCCAAGGGAGGCUACCUCAAAAACCUCACAACAAACAAGGAAGCUCUGCUCUUUCAAAGUGGAGUCAACAUCAAAGUUCCCAUCCUGGCUUCGGGAAAGAACACGAUCAAGGUGCUGCCUUCAAGGACAGGUAGGACCUCCGCUGCGCCGCCCGAGAGCUUGAUUGUUUUCAGGUGUUUCCAUGCCUUUCAUUGCACGGCCGUAGAAAGUGCCAUCAACCUGGAAGAGACGUCUGGGUAUUACUACCAAGACUCGUGGAGACCUUUAGGCGCCGUCGCCAUGCGCCAGUUCGACUCGUCCGCCAUCACUCGGUGUUUGAGCAACAAGGUGGUGCACAUGUACGGCGAUUCCACCGUCCGCCAAUGGUUUGAGUUCCUGGUGGAGGCGCUGCCAGACUUGAAGGAGUUCAACCUGCAGAGUCCUAAAAGGGUGGGGCCCUACAUGGCGGUGGACAGCGGCCACAACAUUCUGGUGACGUACCGCUGCCACGGGCCGCCGAUACGCUUCACCACCGUCAUGGCCAGCGAGAUGCGCUACAUCUCCAACGAGCUGGACGGCCUGAGCGGGGGUCCCAGCACGGUGGUGGCCCUCAGCAUCUGGUCUCACUUCAGCACCUUCCCCGUGGAGGUGUACGUGCGGCGCCUGCGCCACAUCCGCAAAGCCGUGGUGCGGCUUCUGGAGCGGGCGCCGGGGACAAUGGUGGUGAUCCGCUCGGCCAACCCCCAGGCCCUGGACCAGCAGGUGAGUCUGUACAACAGCGACUGGUUCUCCCUGCAGCUGGACGCCGUGCUGCGCGCCAUGUUUAAAGGCCUGGACGUCCUGCUGGUGGACGCCUGGCAGAUGAGCGUGGCGCACCGUCACCCUCACAUCCUCCACCCCUCGCCCGUCAUCGUCAAGAACAUGGUGGACCUCAUUUUGUCCUACGUGUGUCCCUAGAAAUACCAAAGAUGGCCAUGAUGGACGCGGGCCACCAUUUGGCUCUGGAGUUAAAAACGGCCUAAAACUAUGACAUCACUGACAAGGAUGUACUUUUAGGAGAAAAGUCAUACUACUAAAGUCAUUUUUACAACUAGUCGCAAUACCUGAGGAUAGAAAAUAGUCAUCCCUCGCCACAUCACGCUUUCUUCAACAUUUUGGCCCUAAAUGAAGCACUUCCUAGACUAAAACGCCUAAAUAAACUACAAAAAAAUGUAAACUACAGUUGUAUUGGCCACUAGAUGAGAGCAAACCAAUCAGAUCACGCUGUUCAGUAUCGUGGCCACUGAUUGGCUCAGCCUCAAGCCGCAUUACUAUAUUGGAUUAAACAGUGUAAAGGUGACUAGAGGGUGCUACCGUAUUUUUAGGAGUAUAAGUCGCACCGGCCGAAAAUGCAUAAUAAAGAAGGAAAAAAACAUAAAUAAGUCGCACUGGAGUAUAAGUCGCAUUUUUUGGGGAAAUUUAUUUGAUAAAACCCAACACCAAGAAUAGACAUUUGAAAGGCAAUUUAAAAAAAAAGAAUAGUGAACUACAGGCUGAAUAAGUGUACGUUAUAUGAGGCAUAAAUAACCAACUGAGAACGUGCCUGGUAUGUUAACGUAACAUAUUAUGGUAAGAGUCAUUCAAAUAACUAUAACAUAUAGAACAUGCUAUACGUUUACCAAACAAUCUGUCACUCCUAAUCGCUAAAUCCAAUGAAAUCUUAUACGUCUAGUCUCUUACGUGAAUGAGCUAAAUAAUAUUAUUUGAUAUUUCACGGUAAUGUGUUAAUAAUUUCACACAUAAGUCGCUCCUGAGUAUAAGUCGCACCCCCGGCCAAACUAUGAAAAAAAACUGUGACUUAUAGUCCGAAAAAUACGGUAUUUCAUGUCUAGAAGAACUUAUUUAGAAGGUAGUUAAUACAUUUUUUUAUGCUCAAACAAUGAAAAUAUUCCAUUUAUAAUUCAUAAUUCCUACUUUGCAGGAAUUCAUUUAUUGCUGUCAUGUCAGGAAGCAAUAACAGCGAUAGAAGGGGCGAUUAGUGUACUUCGUUUUAGGAUUACAAUUUAAUUUACUCCCUCACGCAAAUGUUGUUGUUGUUGUACAAGUUACGGGAAAAAAAGGCUCAGACUUAUACAAGCGGAGAAUUUAUCGCAAAUGUUGCCGUUCCUCCAUUGAAAAGUACAACUUGAAAAAUUCAGAUUUUUCUGGCAGGAACAGAACUUUUUUGUUGCACAAUUAAAGUGUAAAGUUACAGGAAAAAGUUAAAAUUUCUGACUAAAAUCCAUUAUUGGGAGGAUGAAGAUUUAGAAUGCUGAAGAAAAUUAACCCGGUUUUGUUGAACAAUGGAUUAAUAAGGUAGUCAUUUUACGAAAAAAAUGUGAGAGAAUACGGGAAUAAACGCAUAAAAAAGGCUGCUUUAGACGUAUUUAAAAGUACGACUUCUCGGAAAAUUACAACUUUGUUUUUUUGAUAAUUCAACUUUGUUUUUU
Messenger RNA from Entelurus aequoreus (snake pipefish), 3680 nucleotides. RefSeq names its product neurexophilin and PC-esterase domain family, member 3 (gene nxpe3). The record is from RefSeq and is a predicted model, not a curated record. The transcript has 5 exons. The coding region runs from base 55 to 2169 and encodes 704 amino acids. NCBI's taxonomy places the organism in Eukaryota, Metazoa, Chordata, Actinopteri, Syngnathiformes, Syngnathidae.